CAUGUUGAGGUUAAGUCAUUCACCCGCCUUUCCUGAAGGUUUUCACCUUUUAAGUAUUGUGGCACUCUUGCUAUUCCAUGUGGACAAAGCAUAUGCAGAAAGUCCAACAGACACGUCAAAGAACGCUACAUGUACUGGUACAUAUAUUUGCAAACCAGGUGUGAUUUUACCUAUCUGGGAGCCCCAAGACCCUUCAUUUGGUGAUAAAAUUGCUAGAGCUACUGUCUAUUUUGUGGCCAUGGUCUAUAUGUUCCUAGGUGUAUCCAUCAUAGCUGACCGCUUCAUGUCCUCAAUAGAAGUCAUUACAUCCCAAGAGAGAGAGAUAACUAUCAAGAAGCCCAAUGGUGAGACCAGCAAAACCACAGUGAGGGUUUGGAACGAGACUGUGUCCAACCUAACGUUGAUGGCUUUGGGUUCUUCAGCCCCUGAGAUUCUACUUUCUGUUAUUGAAGUAUGUGGUCAUGGUUUCACUGCGGGGGAUCUCGGACCGAGCACCAUUGUAGGCAGUGCCGCCUUCAACAUGUUCAUCAUUAUAGCCAUAUGCGUCUAUGUGGUUCCGGAUGGAGAAAUAAGGAAGAUUAAGCAUCUACGAGUGUUUUUUGUGACGGCAGCUUGGAGCAUCUUUGCCUACACUUGGCUUUACCUUAUUUUAUCUGUCAUAUCACCCGGUGUUGUGGAGGUCUGGGAAAGCUUGCUCACUUUCUUCUUCUUUCCCAUUUGUGUGGUGUUUGCGUGGGUAGCCGACCGAAGGCUUUUAUUUUACAAGUAUGUCUACAAGAAGUACAGGGCUGGCAAACAGCGAGGCAUGAUCAUUGAACAUGAGGGUGACAGGCCAUCAUCCAAAGCUGACAUUGAAAUGGACGGCAAAGUGGUUAACUCUCAUGUGGAGAACUUCUUAGAUGGCACCCUGGUUCUGGAGGCAGAUGAGAAGGAUCAAGAUGAUGAGGAAGCAAGGAGGGACAUGGCUAGAAUCCUGAAGGAGCUGAAGCAGAAGCACCCCGACAAAGAAAUGGAACAGCUGAUAGAACUAGCUAACUACCAGGUUCUGAGCCAACAGCAAAAGAGCCGAGCCUUUUAUCGCAUUCAGGCUACUCGGCUAAUGACGGGUGCUGGCAACAUUUUGAAGAGACAUGCUGCGGAUCAGGCACGGAAAGCUGUCAGCAUGCAUGAGGUCAACUGUGAAGUGGUGGAAAAUGAUCCUGUUAGUAAGAUCUACUUUGAGCAGAACACCUACCAGUGUCUCGAGAACUGCGGCACAGUAGCUUUGACCAUUGUUCGCCGAGGCGGUGACUUGACCCAUGUCGUUCACGUUGACUUCAGAACAGAAGACGGCACAGCCAAUGCAGGGUCUGAUUAUGAGUUUACCGAAGGGACUGUGGUCUUCAAGCCUGGCGAGACACAGAAGGAAAUCCGGGUUGGCAUAAUUGACGACGAUAUCUUUGAGGAGGAUGAGAACUUCCUCGUUCACCUCAGCAAUGUGCAAGUGAGCACUGAAGCGUUGGAUGAAGGAAUUCUGAAGGCUAACCAUGUCGCAACACUUGCCUGCCUGGGAUCGCCCUCCACUGCCACCGUUACCAUCUUUGAUGAUGAUCAUGCAGGCAUCUUUACCUUCGAGGAGCCGGUCACUCAUGUGAGCGAGAGCAUUGGAACCAUGGAAGUGAAAGUGCUGAGAACGUCCGGCGCUCGAGGAAAUGUUGUUGUGCCCUACAAAACCAUCGAAGGCUCAGCCAGAGGGGGAGGAGAGGACUUUGAGGAUACUUGUGGAGAGCUUGAAUUCCAGAACGACGAGAUUGUGAAAUUCAUUACCCUUAAAAUACUUGACCGUGAGGAGUAUGAGAAAGAGUGCAGUUUCUACCUUGUGCUUGAGGAACCAAUAUGGCUACGAAGAGGAAUGAAAGGUGGCUUCACAAUAACAGGGAAACUUCUGAAUGGCAAACCUGUCUUCAGGAAGGUCCAUGCUAGAGAACAUCCAAUUCCUUCUACUGUAAUCAGCAUUCAAGAAGAGAAUGAAGAGAAACAGCCACUGACGAGCAAAGAGGAGGAAGAGCGCCGCAUUGCAGAAAUGGGACGCCCAGUACUGGGAGAACAUACCAAACUAGAAGUCAUUAUUGAAGAAUCCUAUGAGUUCAAGAAUACUGUGGACAAGCUCAUUAAGAAGACAAACCUAGCCCUUGUGGUUGGAACUAACAGCUGGAGAGAACAGUUUAUUGAAGCUAUCACAGUCAGCGCUGGCGAGGAUGAUGAUGAUGACGAAUGUGGGGAAGAGAAGCUGCCCUCCUGCUUUGAUUAUGUGAUGCACUUUCUGACCGUCUUCUGGAAGGUCCUUUUCGCCUUCGUCCCCCCGACAGACUACUGGAAUGGCUGGGCCUGCUUCGUCGUCUCCAUCCUAAUGAUUGGUUUGCUGACGGCUUUCAUCGGGGACUUGGCGUCCCAUUUUGGCUGCACCAUUGGCCUGAAGGAUUCAGUGACUGCAGUCGUGUUUGUUGCGUUGGGAACUUCAGUGCCAGACACCUUUGCCAGCAAAGUGGCAGCUACGCAGGAUCAAUAUGCUGACGCCUCAAUCGGGAACGUCACCGGGAGCAAUGCUGUGAAUGUUUUCCUGGGGAUUGGCGUGGCCUGGUCCAUCGCUGCCAUCUACCACGCAGCAAACGGGGAAGUGUUCUACGUCUCCCCCGGCACCUUGGCUUUCUCCGUCACCCUCUUCACCAUUUUUGCUUUUAUCAGUGUGGGCGUGCUGCUUUACCGGCGGAGACCGGAGAUUGGAGGUGAGCUGGGUGGGCCGCGGACUGCCAAGCUUCUGACAACAUCCCUCUUUGUGCUCCUUUGGCUCUUGUACAUAUUGUUCUCAUCUCUGGAAGCCUACUGCCACAUAAAGGGCUUCUAAAGGAACAAUCAGAGAUAGUAAAUAUAUUGCUAGAGAUCUAUAUGUAUCUAUAUAGAAAGCUAUAUAGAUAUAGAUAGAGAUAAAACAUUGUGUAUAAUGAACAGAGGAAAAAUAAAAGACAUUUGCCAUGUUCACUUACCUGCUGAUGGAAUGCAGCUUGGAGCAUUCUUUGUACUAGGUAGGAGUAAGAAUUCAGCAAGAUUCUUAACCAGGGGUUGCAGCAUAUUAAAGGAGGCAUGGAUGCAGGGCCAUCUUUGCAACUCUACCUACAAGAGCGUAUGAUACUGACUUUAUUGUUGCUCCCACCCUGCCCCCUGGGGAGGAUUGAUCUGAAAUGUAAUUUGGGCUUUUCAGUAAUGCCGGGGCCAGAAUAGCUGUUAAGAAGCCGAGUGGUGGAGGGAAGGAGAGGAAUAGGGGACUUCAUGACUUCCUUACAAAAGUUUAUUUGCCUUCAUAUAUUGAGGACAUGCAGAUCUGUCCCCACUCAAUGAAAAAAAGAGUCUGGACUGAAGAAGGAAGUCCAGGGGUUCAAGAGCUUUCUACCAAUAGGAUGGAAACCCCACUGCUGUUCUUGCUUGGAUGCCCCAUUUAUUAUUCAGUUGUUAGAGUGUUGACAUGCUGAGAGUCACAAGAACAGUGCGAGACAUUUCCUUAUUUUUUGGCUGUAUUAUGAUCAGCAUGCCCUCUCCCCUACCCUGCAAACAAAAUCAGUGAGCCCGCCCACCCCACACUCCCCUGCUGUGCCUUGCAGGCACCUGUCCAAACCCUUUGUCUCAAGUCCCUGUUUUAGUUCUGACAGAAUCUUGGGGGCUUUACUUUUGUUGCCGUCCAUUCCCUGCCCAGACCCUAGUGCGUUGCUCCGGUCUCAUAUUCCUGAUUGGGAAUGCUGUUGUGGUCCUUGUAACACUUUGCAUGAAUGAAGUAACCCAUAUCUGUAUAUAGCAUUGUAUAGCAAUAGUCCAUUCAGCAGUGUGGAUCGGAUGCUGAAGAAGUGAGUGAGUUUUCUUUUCACCCAGGUUUGGUUUUGGGUUUGUUUUUUUUCUUAAUGGGACAAGGGGAAGUGGCUAACCCUUUAGCACUCUGCACAGGGGUUUUUAAGAAGCAAUAACA
This is a messenger RNA of Terrapene triunguis (Three-toed box turtle), 3994 nucleotides long. RefSeq names its product solute carrier family 8 member A1 (gene SLC8A1). Gene Ontology annotation, biological process: cell communication; calcium ion import across plasma membrane; sodium ion transmembrane transport. Gene Ontology annotation, cellular component: axon; sarcolemma; postsynapse. Bases 2 to 2884 code for a protein of 960 amino acids. The record is from RefSeq and is a predicted model, not a curated record. The transcript has 9 exons. Gene Ontology annotation, molecular function: calcium:sodium antiporter activity. Lineage: Eukaryota; Metazoa; Chordata; Testudines; Emydidae.